AUGUUUCAGUUGGGAUUCAGGAACUUUGUUGGAGUGGACUGCAGCGAACAAAUGCUGGCAGAAGCUGCAAAGACCAAACUCUACGGAGAGCUCCAACCGGCCCUGCUGGGAACAGAACCACUUCCUGCCCAGACUGGCACGUUUGAUCUGGUGAUUCUGGUCGGGGGCCUCGGCGUUGGUUUCGCUCCGUUCAGCGUCAUCAGGGAGCUCUGCGAUGCAGCCAAACCAGGAGGUUUAAUCUGCUUGGCGAGAGGCAACCACACGAGUCCAGCAGAGGAAGACGUUGGGACACAACUGCAGCGAGAGCUGCAGCUGCUGGAGGAUGACGGGCUGUGGAGUCGAGUCGUCGUCCAGCAGGUGGCGCGCUACAUGCUGAACCCUCAGGUGGAGGCCAGCAGGCGGGACGAGGGCCCGGUGUAUGUGACCCGGAGCCUUUACCUCUACCAGAAGACCGGCAGCUCGGACGGAAACAAGAAAAUAUGA
Poeciliopsis prolifica (blackstripe livebearer) is the source of this 483-nucleotide messenger RNA. Its product is annotated as methyltransferase-like protein 27. Lineage: Eukaryota; Metazoa; Chordata; Actinopteri; Cyprinodontiformes; Poeciliidae. Gene Ontology annotation, molecular function: S-adenosylmethionine-dependent methyltransferase activity. The coding region runs from base 1 to 483 and encodes 160 amino acids. The transcript is spliced from 3 exons. The record is from RefSeq and is a predicted model, not a curated record.